AUGUCUCAGAUCUAUAGUAAAGACUCUUUGGACAGAUUUGGUGACGAUUUGUGUGAAAUCCUAUUGAGUUACUUAUCAUUAGAGGACCGAUUCAGAUAUGAAUGUCUGUCCACUCAAUGGCAGCGAUCGGUAUUCACAACACAAAUCCAACUCAUAAUUAUCGUGAAAAACAAGUCUUUCGAGAAAAAUCUCAAACUUUGCAAAAAUGUCACUCAAAUCGUGUACUCGUCUCAUAUGGUUAGACAUAAUCGCACGUUUGGCCGACUAUUUAGCCGCCAAAAUGAGCUAUUAUUUCGCAAAUUAAGGGACAUUUCGUUCAUAACUACACCAGAAGUGAUGAAAGGCUUCAAGAGAUUUGUCGAUAACUAUGGCAAGAGUUUGCAUUCAAUUCACGUGGAAAUCGAUGGCAUGUAUAGCGAAAACUCGUUCAAUAAACUCAUCACUGUGUUUAUGGCACACAAUGUCUGCGAUGGGAAUCAAUUGGAAAUCGGUUUCUAUCCCAUGAUAUCCACCAGUGAUUGCGGUAUUGGACGCCAUUUCACUCGACCCGAUGACCAGUGUUUUCGGUGGCAUAAAGUCAUCGACAUAUCUGCGCCUAUAGUAAACAACCGAUUAGCUGAGCCUGGUCUGAAUGAAUGCAUGCAUUGUGUAAAUAGCAGUGAUUCGCACCAAAUAUACGACACAUUCACACAAAAUGUCUCAAAGGAUGGGAGGAAUGACCGCAAGAAGUGUCGACACAAAUGUGGACCAAAACUACGCGAAAGACUCUUUCGACAGAUUUGGUGACGAUUUGUGUCAAUACUUAUUGACUUAUCUGUCACUCGAAGAUCGGUUCCGAUUUCAAUGUCUGUCCAAACAGUGGCAACGAGUCGUAUAUCACACACAGAAAGACAUUAUUAUUGAUGGAUAUUAUGACAAGACUUCGGAAAAAAUGACUGG
This is a messenger RNA of Oppiella nova, 939 nucleotides long. The record is from the annotation of a GenBank genome assembly. NCBI's taxonomy places the organism in Eukaryota, Metazoa, Arthropoda, Arachnida, Sarcoptiformes, Oppiidae.